Molecule: messenger RNA, 1376 nt
Organism: Annulohypoxylon truncatum
Lineage: Eukaryota; Fungi; Ascomycota; Sordariomycetes; Xylariales; Hypoxylaceae
Exons: 3
Coding region: 409-1272 (287 amino acids)
Molecular function (GO): RNA binding
Source: RefSeq, a predicted model, not a curated record
GAAAACCACACAUUCCCGGUAUGGUAUCCAUAUGGAUCUUUGCCCCACCUUCGCCAUCAAGCUGUCACAAACAGGAGGAGCUAUGACCAAAUGACGUGUAUAUUGCCCCUCGCUCCUUCACUAGAGGCUUGUGAUGGGCAAGGGGUUGGAAUCAGGUGUUGAAGAACGAGAAGCCGCGUGUUAACGAGGCCUCCAAAACCCGGCAGCUUCUAGUCUCGAUUCUUCAACAAUUUCAUAUUUUAGGAUCUUCAACUUCUACAUCCUUCUGAACUAGAACUUCUCAACGCUGAGUUAACUUCUUUACUCAAUCACCCAUCUGCACGCCGAGAUACAAUACAUUAUCUGCAUUCGCAUCCAGCAUUAGACUACCCCUCAGUUACUUACCUACUAGGUACCUACACCAGCAUCAUGGCCGCCAACCUUACCGUUCUGGUGAAGAACAUCAACGCUGAGACGGAUGACAAGGAAGUCAAAGACUUCUUCAGUUUCUGCGGUAAGAUUACUGAAAUCAAGAUCACGCCGGGCGAGGGCAACACCAAGGAUGCUAGCGUCACAUUCGAGAAGGAGACUGCUGCUAAGACCGCGCAGCUCCUGAAUAACACGCAGCUCAAGGGCUCGCAAAUCUCGGUAACCCCCGCUGAUGGCAAAUCUGAUGACGGCGCUCCUCAUACCACUAAUACCGACCGCGACACCGACGAGAUCACCCAAGAAGAGAAGCCCAGAAGCCGUAUCCUAGCAGAGUACCUUGCUCACGGAUAUGUUGUUGGCGAUGCUGCACUCCAGCGCGCGAUUGAACUUGACACCAAGCACGGCGUCACUAACCGCUUCAUGAAUACCUUGAUGAACCUUGACCAGAAAUACCACGCCACCGAACGUGCUAAGGCGACCGACCAGUCGUACGGCAUCACUAACCGAGCUAACAGCCUCUUCAGCGGCCUCAGCUCGUACUUCGAGAAGGCAACGAGCUCUCCUACAGGCAAGAAGUUGGUUAAAUUCUACACUGAUGGCCAGCGCCAAGUCCAAGACAUCCAUGCCGAAGCGCGUCGUCUAGCCGACCUCAAGAAAGAGGAGCACGGUGGCAGCGCAUACAAAGCUUCGGGACUUGAGAGAGUCUUUGGCAAAGAGAAGGAACAUGCUGCUCAAUCAACUACUACUGGCGGCGCUACCUCUUCGGUUCCCGCACCUGGCCCUCAAGCUGGUACAACGGAAUCUGCCCCGCUAGCCUCUACCGAAGCUAUUCCCGCUAAAGCGCCCGAAACUGAGAAAUCGUGAGGAAUGAAAGGAAUAUUAGUGCUGUUACGACUUCAUGACUCGGGACAGGUUUUUCUAUAGCUUUAUAUUAUUAGGCUAAUGCAAUUCGAUUGUGCCUUUGAUGA